Molecule: messenger RNA, 1723 nt
Organism: Ectocarpus sp. CCAP 1310/34
Lineage: Eukaryota; Phaeophyceae; Ectocarpales; Ectocarpaceae
Source: the annotation of a GenBank genome assembly
AUGUACCCGACGGUUUUAAGCAUUAGGAGGGGGGCGCCCAAUGGCGGAUCGCGCAGAGGAGACUUGGCGGCGAAGGAUGGUGUGGGUACCCAUUGCCAUGAAGGGGGAGAUUGGAAUGUAUUUUACCUUUUUCUGCACAGCGUCGUCGACUUUUCACAAAAUCGAUCCAUGUGCCCGAAAACGGUGAAGCUGGUUGAAGCCCUUCCACGCCACCACAAGCACGCCUUUUUCUCGGCACUGGCACCGGGCACCCACGUCGUCAAGCACAACGGUCCAACCAAUAAGAAGCUUAGGGUGCACCUUCCACUCCUCGGUCCGGGGGGUGGACUCUCCCGUCUUCGGGUUGGUUCCGAUACAAGGGAGGUUGUCGAGGGAAAGGCGCUUGUGUUCGACGAUAGUUUCGAGCAUGAGGCUUGGAACGACGACGACGACGACGACGACGACGACGACGACGACGACGACAACAGUUCUGCCAAAAACGAGGAAGAAAGUAUAGGCAAGGGCGAGGGCGAGGGCGAGGGCGAGGGCGAGGGCGAGGGCGACACCGAUGACGAUGACGAUGGUGAUGGUGAUGACGACAGCAGCAGCAGCAGCAGCAACGAGAACGUUGUUGACAGAAACAGUCGCGGCACCGAUAACAACACUAGAGAAGGACCGUCGUGCUUAGAGGAAGCGCAAGGAGAAGACUGUAACGACGCGUGUCACCCGGGAGAACGAGGGACACAGGGGGGACGGGGAGGUUGCAGUGUGGGUGAGGGACGGGGCAAAGCAGCGGAGAAAAGAUGCAGGAGAAGCAGGGCAGCACCACGGGUUACUUUGAUCGCCGACGUGUGGCACCCUGAUCUUUCCAACAGCGAAGUUCGGUUCUUGGCGUUUCUACAGGAAGCCAGCCUCCGCCUUGAGAAGCGCUUGGUUACGAACGUGGAGAAAGAGGAGACGUUUGCGGGUCUACAAACAACCCGGACGCAUGAUCAGGGUUGUUCCAACUACAGCACCAAUAGCAAUGUCAUGGGCAACUUCUUGGGGGUCAUCAACCGUGCGAGAGGCCUCUGCUCGGACGAGUCAAAUAUAUUUGGGAAUUCCUAGAAAUAUACAUCCUCCAACCACAUUGGCACCACAUUUAUUUGCUGCCCCGUACAGAUGGCGCCCGCACUUAAGAACCUCUAUUAUAGUUUCGGCCGAGGCUGGGGUUCUUAUUUUGCUGAUCAUCCUCUUGUGGGCUACAAAUGGCCGCUAUAUAGGUUUUAGUGUAGGGUCCUUAAUCGAGCUCACAAAUGGUGCUCAAGUUCUUAGCUUCUGAUUUUUUGCGAGUCUCAAUUUCUUAAGUGCUAAGUUCUUAACUGCGGGCGCUAUGUGUAACAGAGAGAGAAAAAGUACUGCCGCAGUGUACUGCUGUAGUCUACACGGUGUUUAUUUUAUGUUUAUAUUAAGUGUCUUUAGCGGGGGGGGAGGGGAGACAAGUCGAAUCACAAGCAAGCUACGGCAAUGUGUGCUUUUUGGGUGACCCAGCAGAGCGACAAAUCCAUCAAGUUUUCCUGGAUCUGCAGACUGUGGGGUACACGUUGCAUAGGUACCCACAUGUACGUAUAAUAGUGUAGAUGCUGUAAUGCUGUAGUACAUCAGAUUCUGAAUUCGACGAGGCACGAGUUGUUUGUUGCCGAUUUCCGACCAUAUCUGCAUACAUGCGAAUUCAUUCAAUGUAAUUUCCACCUUGACGUCGACG